This is a messenger RNA of Racocetra persica, 411 nucleotides long. NCBI's taxonomy places the organism in Eukaryota, Fungi, Glomeromycota, Glomeromycetes, Diversisporales, Gigasporaceae. The record is from the annotation of a GenBank genome assembly.
AUGCCAAAAAAAUAUUAUGAAAUAUUAGGGGUUAGCGAAACCGCUACCCAAGAAGAAAUAAAAAAAGCCUACAAGGAUUUAGUCUUGAAGUGGCAUCCGGAUAAAUUUGGUUCUACUGGUCAUUUAGCCCAAAACCGAGAAGUAGCCACGGAAAAAUUUAAGGAAAUUGGAGAGGUAUAUAGAGUUCUUUCUGAUUCUAUGAUAAGAAGUAUGUAUGACGAAUAUGGAGAAAAAUGGAAAGAACAUUUAGAGGCGACAGGUAAUGAAGAAUUCUUUGAAGAUGAUGCUAAUAAAAGAGAACGGUUGGCUCAGACAAAGGUUAUAUUCUAUAUAAACAACGAGUUAAGUUUACAUUGGAAGUUAGAAGAAGAAGAUUUGGAUCCUAAACUAUGGAUUCCUCAUCAUGAUUGA